Oncorhynchus tshawytscha (Chinook salmon) is the source of this 4709-nucleotide messenger RNA. It is a transcript of the gene usp8, whose product is annotated as ubiquitin specific peptidase 8. The transcript has 19 exons. The record is from RefSeq and is a predicted model, not a curated record. Gene Ontology annotation, biological process: protein K48-linked deubiquitination; Ras protein signal transduction; protein K63-linked deubiquitination. Gene Ontology annotation, molecular function: cysteine-type deubiquitinase activity. Gene Ontology annotation, cellular component: extrinsic component of plasma membrane; postsynaptic density; dendritic spine. Lineage: Eukaryota; Metazoa; Chordata; Actinopteri; Salmoniformes; Salmonidae. Bases 191 to 3457 code for a protein of 1088 amino acids.
AAAACACAUUCCUUUAAAAAAAAUUAAAAAAAAUUUUUACGACAUAGCCAAUGUUUCACUUUGUGGCUGUGGUAACUAUCGGAAAACACUAGAAAAAACUGAACAAGACAACAGUGCAACGUUAUGAGCGGUGAGGACUGGAAUAUGUGAACAUUGUACAGUGCUGGUGAUAUAUAACCCACCAUUGAAGAUGCCUGCGGUGUCCCGCGGGGCGAAGGACUUGUACCUCUCUACUAACCUGGGGGACCUCAACAAGAAAGCUGAAGUCAAGCCUGACAAAAUCAACACCAGGAGCUAUGUCCAGAGUGCCUGUAAGAUCUUCAAGGCUGCGGAGGAGUGUCGUCUGGAUGGAGACGAGGAGAAGGCCUAUGUUCUCUACAUGAAAUACCUAACGGUUUACGAUCUCAUCAAGAAGAGGCCCGACUUCAAGCAGCAACAGGAGUUCUUCCUGUCCGUGCUGGGGCCCACCAGCUUUAAAAAAGCCAUAGAAGAAGCCGAGAAACUCUCUGAAAGCCUUAAACUCAGGUACGAGGAAGUCGAGGUUCGCAAAAAGCUUGAGGAGAAAGAGAGACAAGAGGAGAAGAAAAGGAGGGAGGAUAAGACGGAGAAAGAUGGAGGGAGGGCAUCUCCAAAAGCAGGGAAAGAGAUCAAGAAGGUAAAAGAGCAGAAGGAGUUGAAAAAUGUAACUUCCAAAGCUGCGGUGUCAGCGGGAGGGAUCACAGCAGAGGGGUUGUUCAAGAUGAUGAGGGACCAGGCCAUUACGGUCAUUGUGAUGGACGCUCGCUGCCUCCGAGACUUCCAGGACUCACAGAUCCAGGUCCCCACCCAGACUGUCAUCAGUGUCCCAGAGGAGGCUAUCAACCCUGGCAUCACAGUGAACCAGAUUGAGGCCAAUCUACCUGAUGCGUCCAGAGAGACGUGGAAGAGACGGGGGUUCGUAGAUUACAUCAUCCUACUGGACUGGUUCAGCUCUGUUACUGACCUCAAACUGGGAAGCACCUUACAAAGCCUCAAAGAUGCUCUCUACAAGUGGGACAGUACCACUAUCCUGCGUAGUGAGCCCAUGGUUCUGGAGGGAGGCUAUGAGAGCUGGCUCCUCUUCUACCCCAUGUACACAUCCAACGCCAAAGUCAGACCGCCCCGAACACACAGCUACAGCACCCUCCCACAGCUGAACUUCAGCUACCCGUCACUGGAGGAGCCCAAACCUCCAACCCCUCCUCCCCCCGAGCCGGACCCUGAACCCCAGGCUCCCCCUGCCUCCCUGGGUAGCGUACAGGUGAACGGUGGCCCCCUGGAGGAUCUGACCCCCUCCCACCCUCAGACCCCCUCCACAUGGAUGGAGGCUGACGCCACAGACUCACCCCACACAGGGUUCACUCACCCUGGAGUAGACCACAGCAAGAAGGACCCUGGAGCCGGUCCAGGGACCCCCAGCCAGCCUGGAGGGACAGCCAAGCACAUCCCACAGAUCGACCGUACCAAGAAGCCAUCAGUCAGAGUCUCAGACGGGUCUAAAACCCCCCUGGAUGCCCUCCCCAGGGACCUGCCCCCCUCCUCCCAGAAUGGCCCGUCUGUACCCCAACCCAACCGCUCGGUCAAACCGGCCUUUGACCCGGCGGUGCCGCUGACGGACGAGGAACGAGGUCAGAUCCACACAGAGACGGCUGCUCUGAUGGAGAAGGCCCGGAGAGAGCAGGAACAACGCAAACAGGAACGCCGCACCGAGGAGGAGUGGAGAGAGAGGGAACGCCGGGAGAACCAGCAGAAGGAAAAUGAGGAGAUGGAGAGGAGGAAAGAGGAAGAGAACAGGACUCAGGAGAGGAAGAGGUUGGAGAGACACAAGGCAGAGGAGGAGAAGGAGAACGGGGUGAGGGAAGAGCGAGAGAAGAGGGGGAAGGAGCAGAGGGAGGAUACGCCGACCAACAGUGAUUCUCUGGACUCACCGGCUCCCAACCGUAUCGUCAGUGAGAUUAAGCGGGAGCUCCUAACCAGAGCCAGAAGUGAAGAGAUGGGGAGGAGUGUACCAGGCCUGCCUGUUGGCUGGAUGAAGUUCUUGGAUACUGUAACCGGUACCUACCGUUACUACCAUUCCCCAACCAACCGGGUGCACCGCUACCCCCCUGAGGUCAGCGUGCCCCAGACGCCCCCCUCCACCCCUCCUACGGCCAAACAGAAGCAGCCUCGCCCCGCUGAGCCAGACCAGACCAUGGACCGUGACCAGGAGCAGUCCAAACUGAAACGUUCCUAUUCUUCUCCAGACAUCAGCCAGGACCUGAGGGAGGAGGGGCUAAAGAAGGUUACCGCCCCUAUAACUGCAGCCACGCGCCCAACAUUUAACAGGGAGACCAAACCGUCCACUGCUAGCGUCUACACCAAGGUGGAGAUCGCCCGUCCGUCUGCGGCUAAGAUCCGCAACCUGAACCCUGUGUUCGGCGGUCUGGGCGCCUCGCUCACCGGCCUGCGUAACCUCGGUAACACCUGCUACAUGAACUCCAUCCUGCAGUGUCUCUGCAACACCCCGGCCAUGGUCGACUACUUCAACAAGAACCUCUAUCAGGAGGAUAUCAACAGGGCAAAUAUCCUGGGUCACCGAGGCGAGGUAGCAGAGGAGUUUGGUGUGAUCAUGAAAGCUCUGUGGUCAGGCCUGUAUAAGUGUAUCAGCCCCCGCGACUUUAAGGUCACUAUAGGGAAGAUCAAUGAAUCCUUCUCUGGCCAGGAACAACAGGACUCCCAGGAGCUGCUGCUCUUCCUUAUGGACGGACUCCACGAGGACCUCAACAAGGCUGCCAACCGUAAGGGUUACAUAGAGGAGGAGAAUGACGAUCUGGACGACCAGCGGGCUGCUGACCAGGCCUGGACCAAACACAAGCUGCUCAACGAGUCUGUCAUCGUAGCGCUGUUCCAGGGUCAGUUUAAGAGCACAGUUCAGUGUCUCACCUGCCACAGGAAGUCCCGCACCUUCGAGACCUUUAUGUACCUGACCCUGCCGCUGGCCUCCAGCAACAAGUGUUCCCUGCAGGACUGUCUGAAGUUGUUUUCUAAGGAGGAGAAGAUGACCGACCAGAACAAGGUGUUCUGUCGCCACUGUAAAGCUCUCAGAGACUCCGUCAAGAAACUGGAGAUCUGGAAGGUCCCGCCCAUCAUACUGGUUCACCUUAAACGGUUCUCGUACGAGGGCCGUUGGAAGCAGAAGCUACAGACCACAGUAGACUUCCCUCUGGAGAACCUGGACCUCAGUCAGUAUGUCAUCGGACCCAGACUCGGCCUCAAGAGAUACAACCUGUUUGGAGUGUCUAACCAUUAUGGCGGUCUGGAUGGGGGUCACUACACAGCCUACUGUAAGAACGCCAUGAAACAGCGCUGGUACAAGUUUGACGACCACGAGGUUUCCGAAAUCUCCACCUCCACCGUCAAGUCCUCCGCAGCGUACAUCUUCUUCUUCUCCUCUCUGUGAGGGCAGAGCUGCAACACUGCCAGGAGCUAUGAGGCUACAUAAAGGCUACAUAAAGGCUACAUAAAGGCUAGCUAACAUGCAAGCUGCUUUGACUCAGCUUCCUCUGCUGGUGGGAGAAAGGAACUGAACUGGCAAUGUUUUUGUUAACUGAACUGAACUGCCAGGGGCCAUACUUGUGAACUUUUGCUUAGAGCAUGGUAUAAACCAUUAGUCUAAAAUGGCUGCUAUCUGUUUCUCUCAGGCCAACCUGGCCAAAUUAGCCACAACGCUAAUUAGCCACCACGCUGAGGAAGGCCAGCUAAGUAGAUGAUUAUAUCCGAAUAAACAAAUCAACCUAUCAGAUAACUUAGAGCCACCAUCCAAUCACAUUUGUUCAUGAGGUAAAUUUGCUUCCAACUGAUUGGUUUAAUUUGUUACCCAUGGUCUGAGUGGAGUUUCCCCAAUAUAUGUUUUUGCAUGAUGCUUCCUUGACUAGGCAAGUGGCAUCAUAAAAAAAUGAUGGUUUUCGCAUAUAUGAUGAAGUUCUGUGUUGUUUCUUAUCCAUUUAACACAACUCCAUGUACUUUUCAAUUACAAACGUAGGAGGAUUAUAUUAUAACAUGUUUGUUAUACAUUGUCAAAGUGAUUUAUUUUUAAGGAGGAAAAUCAUGGUCUAAGCAGAAGUUCACAAGUAUGGCCAUGCAAGGUUUGUAGGUUUUUUGGAUACUGAACUGGCUAGGUUUGGUGGUUUUGGAUAACUGAACUGGCUAGGUUUGGUGGUUUUGGUAGACUGAACUAACAGGUUGAUAUGUGGAAAGACAGGGACACACUGUAGCGUGUGGUGGAAGGGUGGGUUAGUGACUGGGUGUGUGCAGGAAAGGGAGAGACGCAGGCACUCCGAUGCUUCAACUCAUAGAGGACUCAACAGCUGUUAAAACACCGUCUAUUCAUAUUAAACCAGAGAGCAGGGAGAGGGUUCCCUGUUAAAACACCGUCUAUUCAUAUUAAACCAGAGAGCAGGGAAAGGGUUCCCUGUUAACACACAACGUCUAUUCAUACUAAACCAGAGAGCAGGGAGAGGGUUCCCUGUUAACACACAACGUCUAUUCAUACUAAACCAGAGAGCAGGGAGAGGGUUCCCUGUUAAAACACCGUCUAUUCAUAUUAAACCAGAGAGCAGGGAAAGGGUUCCCUGUUAAAACACAGUCUAUUCAUAUUAAACCAGAGAGCAGGGAAAGGGUUCCCUGUUAAAACACUGUCUAUUCAUAUUAAA